AUGAGUUCUCAGCGAGAGAACGUUGAUGGAAAGGCGGAGUUUCGGAAGCCUUCAAAUGAUACAGCUAGCAGGAAGUACCGUCGCCGGUCUCCUGUUACUGGGUCGUUGUCUUCAUAUGAUGGAAGUCCUCACUCUGAGCGCAGCUCUAGUCCAAUCCCAUCCAGGAAGGAUAUUGCUGAGGUUUCUGGUGAUAAACGAAGAAAGGGUGAUGAUAGGGACUUAGGUAGGGAUUCUGGCAGGGGUCAGUAUAGCCACAGUGGUGGAGCAUAUAAAGAUUUCGAUCGUUAUAUAUCAAAGACUUCCCAUCAUUAUAACAGGCAUGAUGAGCAUAACAGACGUGACAAGAAUUUAGAUGAUUAUGAUAGAGAUUAUUCUAAGCUGUCAUCUUGUCAUGGCCGGGAGGCCCGGGACUCACGAGAUUAUCACAGUUCCAGUUACUCAAGACACGAGAACCGACCUAGAGACUAUCCACGUGACAUGGGCAAAUACUCUCGAUAUAAAUCUGACAGUUCAGGGCAUAGAAGCAGAGAUAAAGAAGAAGACUCAUUUGACAAGGACAGAGACGGGAACCGGCAUAAAGAGAAUAGGGAUGGACGAGAUGGGAAGAUUGACCAUCAAAGGACUUCACGAGACCACAGAAGUGAUCGCUCACCUGCUUAUGAAGAUCUCAGGGGUCUAAGAAAUAACUCAUCUUCUCGAAGGGACAGUUCUGGGCUUCAUCUGAAAGAAGCUGCUAAGAGAGACAUUAAAGAACUAGAUGGUGAGAAGUACAAUAAAGAGGAGAAGAAGAUACACGAGGAUCAGGACAGAUACAAGGAACGACACUACAGGGAACCAGCGGGGAUAUCUGAAGACAAGAAAACUUUAUCUGGCCAAGUUGAAGAGUCCGUUGCUAAGAAACCGAAGAUAGAUAGCUUGGGUCUUGCAAAAGAUGAUGAUGAAAAGCAGUCAUCAACCUCAAAGCAAACUCAAGAUACUUGUGAAGCAGUGAGUGCGAAGCAGGCCUGCGUGACAGAUUCUGAUAUUGAUGCUGCAAAAAACGCUGCCAUGAAAGCUGCUGAAUUAGUUAAUAGGAAUCUAAUAGGAACUGGGUAUAUGUCUGCUGAUCAAAAGAAGAAGCUAUUGUGGGGCAAUAAGAAAAACACAACAUCUGAAGAGUCUGUCCAUCGCUGGGAUACGGCAACAUUUGGUGAUCGUGAACGUCAAGAAAAAUUCAUCAAACUCAUGGGCGUGAAAGGUGAGGUCAAAGUCGAGCACAAACCAGACAAUCCAGAUACGGAGAAACAGCAGGAUCAGCUCCAGUUAGAUUUGGAGAAGCAAUACACUGCUGGACUGCGUAGGAGAGAUGGUCGAACAGUUGGACUUGGUCUUUAA
Molecule: messenger RNA, 1374 nt
Organism: Fraxinus pennsylvanica
Lineage: Eukaryota; Viridiplantae; Streptophyta; Magnoliopsida; Lamiales; Oleaceae
Source: the annotation of a GenBank genome assembly